Molecule: messenger RNA, 1450 nt
Organism: Rhododendron vialii
Lineage: Eukaryota; Viridiplantae; Streptophyta; Magnoliopsida; Ericales; Ericaceae
Exons: 3
Coding region: 521-1066 (181 amino acids)
Source: RefSeq, a predicted model, not a curated record
UUUUAUAUUUUUGUAGCUCGUGCUCCAUAUCCUUUGAGUCCUGCCAUAGAAGCCAUGCUCCGACAAGCUAGAAGCUACGCAGUCCAUAGCUGGGAACUACUUGUAACUCCAGAGUCGUUGGUUACUUAUUUGCUAGGUCCAGAAACUACCCAAGAAAGCGAAGACAAGAAUAUGGCACCAAAAAUGGACAAGGCUCUCCUGGCCCAACUCAAGGCUGAAAGAAUAAAGCAGUCUACUGGGGCCGUGGCUCCCAAAAGAAAGAGCUCUCGUCUCCAGAAAGAGCUGAAUGUUGACAGUUUCCUGGAUGCCAAUCUUCCUACUGACCCUACUCUUGACAUGGUGAUUGAAAAAAUUACUCAACCUCAGGAGGUAGAAAAAUCAAAAAGAAAGGCAAAGGGACCAGUUUUAGGAGAGACCUGCUAAGAAAGCCAAGGCUUCUACUGGUCCUUCUGUUUUGGGCAAUUGUCAAGAGGCUGUAGAGCGGGUUUCUGGGCUGCUAGGUGCAGCAAAUAAGGAGUUGAUGGUUGAGAUGCCUCUCCAAGCCGUGGGGGAGCAGAUGCUUGUUGAAUUAGCCAUGGCUGCAACUAGUGGCCACUAUCUUACCUCUCAGAGCCAUAGCUUGGGGAACCAAGUGGUCUCCCUUUCUGAGGCUAACAUGAAGCUCACAAAGCAGGGUGCCUCCAUGAUGGCGGAGCUUAAAAAGGUUACUGAUGAAACAGAUGCUACCCUCCAGUCGAAGAGAGGGUUGGAAGAGGAGAGAGAUGUCGCCAUGGCGACUGCUAGGAGUCUGGAGCAAAAAUUUUUGGAGUGGGAUGGUGAGCUCGAGAAGUGCAAUACCAUAAGUCAAGAGAUGGUGGAGAAAGUGAGUGCUCGUAGGGAUGCUAUUUUGCUCUUCCUGCAGUCUCCUGAGUACCGUCAAGACAUAACCAAGCAAUACUUUGAUGGGUUUGAAGCAAUGAGGAGCUGUAUUGCCUUGGCUUACCAAAAUUUGGAUUUUUCCAAAUUUGAGGUUGAUGAUGAUGAUGGGCUCUCCAGUUUGGAUGGGGGAAGGAAGGAGGAUGACUAAGCUGAUGAUGCUGCUUCCUUUGAAAGAAACACAACCAUCCCGAGCUCCUCUAUUGUUUCCCUUCUCAAAACUCCAGAAAAGGUGACUCUCCCAGUUGAAGUUCAAACUCCUGCAGCUACCCCUUCUGGCCCUCCUCAUGGUGAUGGUCAGGCAGUUGAUAUUUCCACCCCUGGCCUUUGAAUGGCCAAAGAAACAUUUGAUUCAAUGGUUCUGUAAUUAAAUACUUUAAGUACUUUCUUACUUGACUGUUUUGUUCAGGAGUGGUCUUUUGAUUUGACCUCCACUCCUGAUUGGUUGGCAGAUUUGGAACUUGUUCUAUUUGGUGGUUUGUGGGGUUGAUCUUGAUAAGAUCAUGUUAUUCGGCCUUUUUAGGGUCGUUUAUAA